AUGUUUACUUUGAAGAAGUCGCUGUUUCCACCGGUUGUCCGCCGGUUAUGUAUGGUGAGGUCGUUUUUGACGGACGCGUAUAGAUGUAACGAGGUAUGGCAAGAACGACUUAAUUGUUCAGUCUUAAAGAAAGUCAAUCCCGAAGAGUUGUACUAUAAGCUGUCUUCUAUGUUGGAUAACGGUUCAAAACAGAUUAAUGCCGUUGACUUGGACAUAUUCGUCAACUCGUUGACAGAUAAUUCGUUUUUGGACGAAUUAGAAGAUUUAACCCAUAAGUUUCGUUUGUCGGCCCAGGCCGGCACGCUAUUGCCAUCCACGCAUCACGCUUUUAUCAGACUGUUUCUCGAAUCAGGUAAAAUAAACGAUCUCAUUAAAAUUCUGAAAAAUAGGCUGGAUUAUGGAAUUUUUCCCGAUUACUAUUUAUGCAAUCUACUGAUGGACAAAUUCCUGAAAGAAAAUAAUUUCCGAAAUGCAGCAGUGAUUGCAUCUAACCAAAUGUUACAAGAAGAACUUGAUAAUGAUAUUACAAAAAACAUAGGACUAUAUUCAUGUUUGAAAUAUAUCACCAAUCCUACUGACUGGGAAGACACCAUAAUUUCGAAGGAGGAAGAAAAAGAAAAUACAGGUAGCGACGAUGAGGACGAAGUAAAACGAGUGCGUGUGAACUUUAUUAGAAAUCCUUAUUUUGAUGAUCACUUUGAUCUUACUGAUGGUGACCAUCUGGUUGGAAAAACUAUGCUAGCAAUCAGUAAAACUGAUAAUACUAUGUUGAGUAAUAGUUUUAAAGCCAUUGGAUUAGCUUAUUUUAACCGAUGGAAUGAGUUAGAAAGUUAUUUAGAAAAAUUUGUUGGGACUGUACAUAGUGAAGCUGUGGAUUUGUCAGUUGCUUCUAUAGACAAACGAGCACCUGAAAAUGCUGAGAAACUUAAAAAUGCUUUUGCUAAAAUAGAAAUUGAUAACAAAAGUCUGACUGAAGAAACCAAAAAUGCUGUAAAUGAGGCAGUAGAGAAAAAUGAAAAAAAUGAAAUAAAACUUCAACAAAAGGUAAAUAGAAAUAAUUUAUAGGUAUAACAGUUUUUAAAAAUGAUAUCUUUAUUAUUAAAUUUGUUUACUAGAUUUACAAAGACUGGGAAUCCUUUAGACGAGAUGAGUUACAAAGGUACAUGAAAUAUUUGGACAAAUUGAAACGAUUACAAAAAGUCCAACAGGUUAAACAGGAGCUAAAAGAUAAAGAACAAUUAUUAUUCUUCUUUGAUAAUGAACAUAAAUAUGACUUAAUUAAAGAAGAAAAAUUGAAGAAAAUGAAAAAGCCUAAAGUUAUAUCUAAGGGUCCUAAAGAUGAUUUAACAUAUAUACCACCAGAAAUAAAACAUCCCGGUUUUAAACACAGUUAA
Molecule: messenger RNA, 1394 nt
Organism: Cinara cedri
Lineage: Eukaryota; Metazoa; Arthropoda; Insecta; Hemiptera; Aphididae
Source: the annotation of a GenBank genome assembly